Messenger RNA from Boeremia exigua, 1978 nucleotides. RefSeq names its product ent-kaurene oxidase. The coding region runs from base 74 to 1708 and encodes 544 amino acids. The transcript has 4 exons. Gene Ontology annotation, molecular function: monooxygenase activity; heme binding; oxidoreductase activity, acting on paired donors, with incorporation or reduction of molecular oxygen. The record is from RefSeq and is a predicted model, not a curated record. NCBI's taxonomy places the organism in Eukaryota, Fungi, Ascomycota, Dothideomycetes, Pleosporales, Didymellaceae.
GUUCAUGGUACAUUGCACAGCUUCGCGAGCCUUUUGAUUACCCACUCCAGCUCUCUUACAGUCUGUACCAAUCAUGGAUAACAUAUCUGUGGUUGUCCCUCAAUGGGUACCGAUCGAGCAACAUUAUUUCAGCUUUGACAAGCGGUCGUUGAUAGCUGCUGCUUUUGCUGGAUUAUUGGGCUUCGUGUACUUAGUAAGCUUCUUGAACGAGGUCAUCUUCGGAUUCAGGGCUCCUAUUGCUGGACAAAGAAGCAAGUUUGAGCCAGCAUGGCUGUUGCGAAUGAGGUUCAUCCGAGGAAGCCGCACAAUUCUUAGCGACGGAUACAACAAGUUUAGGAACACUGUAUUCAAAAUUCGCCGUAUUGGGGCCGAUGUGGUCAUCAUCCCCAGCAAGUAUGUCGAUGAGAUUCGGACUUUGACUGGAGAUAAGACGAGAGGUGUCGAGCCAUUCAUCAAGGAUUUUUGCGGCGAAAUCACCAACGGCAUGUGCUUUCUCAACAGUGACUUACAGAAUCGCGUCGUCCAGCAGAGGCUGACCCCCAUUUUGGGUACACUGGCCCCAGUCAUGAAAAACGAAUUGGACUUUGCCCUGCUCAAAGAGAUGCCAGGCUGCAGUGAGACAUGGACCGAAACCAACAUAAAUGCAAUCUUAGCUGCAAUUCUCUCCCGCAUUUCGGCCCGCGUGUUUCUCGGUCCCGAAGAAUGCAGGAAUGAGGAGUGGCUGACAGCCACUGCGGAGUAUACAGACCGGGUGUUUAAGACCGGAAUGAUAUUGCGAAUAUUUCCGAAGCCAAUUCGACCUCUCGUCGCGCCCUUCAUCCCAAUGUACUGGGGCUUGCUCAAAAAUGUCGUCACCGCUCGCCGUGUUAUCACCAAGAUCGUGGAGUCUAGGCGGUCUGCUGAGAAAGAGAGCAAUGGAAACUAUGAAAAGCCAAAAGACAUCUUGCAGGGCAUGCUUGAUGGGGCUGAGGGAGAAGAAAUGUCAUUGGCGAAUCUUUCACAACGCAUGCUUAUCCUGAGCCUGGCAUCAAUUCACACCACCGCACUGACCAUGACUCAAACACUCUACGAUCUCUGUAAGCAUCCGGAGUAUUUCGAGCCCAUCAGAAAGGAGCUAGUGACGGUUCUCCGUGAAGAUGGUGGAUGGGGAAAGACAACUUUGAACAAGCUCUGGAAACUGGACAGUCUGAUCAAGGAGUCACAGCGUUUCAGCCCCGUAUUCAUGCUGACAUUUCAACGCAUCUUCCAUCAAUCAAUUACCCUCUCCGACGGAACUCAUUUCCCAUCCGGAACACGCAUUGCCGUCCCCACUCAUUGGAUGCUAAAUGACUCUACCUAUGUGCCUGGAGACGCCGAUCCUGCCACCUUUGACCCUUUCCGCUACUCACGCAUUCGCGAAGAUCCAGCACAUCCAGAGAACGCCCAGCGCCAUAUGCUUGCAAUGACGGAGCCUAGCAACAUGGCUUUUGGUUAUGGUCGGUAUGCCUGCCCUGGUCGAUUUUACGCUGUGAACGAGAUGAAAAUGAUCUUGGGCCAUCUUCUUUUGCGCUACGAUUUCAAGUUCAUGGAGGGUUGCAGUAGACCUAAGAACUUUACAUUCGACAGCGACUUGUAUCCGGACCGGUCUGCUCGACUCUUGGUCCGAGAGCGACCCAAGAUUGAGGAUGGGAUAAAAGAGUUGUUGGGAAGAACCACGGUCAAAGACUGAGACCUCGAUGGUAAACUAUUCUCGCACAUUGUGUUGUUGUACAUUGUGCAACCCCGUCUUUCAGUCAAUUCAAUGUCAAGAGAGGCCUCAGUUAGUGCCGUUCAAGUGUAGUGAUGAACAGGGAAUUACCAAACCUCUUCAUCACCCAACUACGUCACAAAAGGUGUAGCACAAGGAUAUAUGGCUGGUGCAGAAGCAGUCACACUGUAGACUGACACAAGUACGCCUAGAUUUGUAGAACACCUAGUUUUCAGAAACAAUACAAUCGCU